Dreissena polymorpha is the source of this 5989-nucleotide messenger RNA. RefSeq lists its product as uncharacterized. The record is from RefSeq and is a predicted model, not a curated record. The coding region runs from base 126 to 2366 and encodes 746 amino acids. The transcript has 10 exons. Lineage: Eukaryota; Metazoa; Mollusca; Bivalvia; Myida; Dreissenidae.
CAAUAUGACGUCAUAAUAACGUCACACAGAGUUUUGAUUUCUGCGUUCUGUAUCGAAAACGAUAAAUCAAACAAGAUGGCGUGUGUUUUCAUAUCGUAACGACAAUUAUUCAUCUUAAGUGGAAGAUGAAACACAUUCUACUGUUAAUCGCGACUGUAUAUGUCACUGAAGCAGCCACUGCUGAUGUGCUACAGCGUCAUCACACUAGCUUGCAAAGCUGUGCCAAAGCAUGUUUGGCAGAGAAGGAUAUAACAUGCCGGUUUUUCAAGUUUGAAAAUACAACAGGGACUUGCCUCCUGUCAGGACGAGAUAAGCCGGACUUUUCUUUAAAUGGAGAUAAGAAGAUGCCUGGGGCUGCUGAUGUCCCUAGUAAUGAUGGAGAAGUCAAAACUCUUCUCCAAAAGUACAAAAAAGUUCAGGGAGAACUCGAUAAGCUGAAGAAAAAUACAGUUUCUAAGAGACAUAUCGUUAGCUUGAGAAGGCAACUUCAAAAGAUGAAAGGACGUGUCAAUAUAAUUAACUUGAUUCUCAAGAAAAGCCAUGGGAAGCAGAUGAGGACCAUGUCUCGUCUGUUGAGGUCAUUUAAAAGGAGUAGCAAAAACAAUAGGAGAGCACUAAGAGCAUCCAAAAAUAAACAAAAACAGAGGAUUGUGAUGAUAGGGCAUCUUGAUAAUAAUCUUGUUCGUAAUCUGCAACAAACUGUUAGAAAACAACGUAAGAAGAUGCGAAAAACCAAAGCUCAUGUUCGCAACUCCAUUAGGUUUUUAAAGCAAAAGUUCUCAAGGAUGUUGAAAAGAAUUAACAAAAGCGUGAAAUAUAAAUCUGGUGACCGAAACAAGCAACUUGGGAUGUUGAGAAAACAACUUCAGGGAAUGAAGGUUUACAGAAUGCUUAGACAGCUGAAAAAGUUAUUGAGAAAACAAGAGAGAUCUGGCAAAAGAUUGGAAAGAAAACUACAGCAAUUGUACAGAAAGAUGAAUAUGAAAAUGAAGCGACGUUUUCAAGCAGAGCGUAAAUUUGGAAAAAAAAUUGAUAAGAAAACUAUGCAGAAGGGCUUUCGUAACCUAAAACGCAUCAUGGCAAAGAAAAAUCCACAUUAUAAAAGUUUGAAAACACUUUUAAAUGGUCAUUAUUUGUUCAUAAGAGGACAGCUUCAAAACUUUAUGAGAAACCUAACACAAAGUAAGAAACAUGGAUUAAGUCAAAGGCAUGUAUUGGUGCUGAAGAAACAGCUUAGAAAUAUAAAAGCAGACUUGAAAAGAGUACAUAGACAGCUCCAGAGGAUGACCAAACUUGGUUCAAAGGGGCUGGUUCAAAGGCAGCUUAACCAAGUGAAGGCUAGGUUGCAACAGGUGAAAAGGAAAAUGUUAAAGAUUUCAAAACAACAAGGGGUUCUAAAUAGGGUUGGAAAUAAAGGAGGAAAGAAAAAUAAAGUGGUGAAUCAGAGAAGAGUUACUAUCAAAGGAAAUUUGGGAAAUAACAUCGGAAAAAAGAAGAAAAAAAUAAUUGGGAAUAGUGGUAGAAGAGGAAUACUUGUUAGAGUUGCAAAUAAAGGAAGAAUAGGAAAAAACAGAGAAAAGGGAAAUGCAAGAAGAGUUGUGUUUAAAGGUAAAAAGAUCGUUAACAGAAGAAAAGACAAUACAAUCCCAGUUGGGAAUAAGGCAGGAAAGAAAGCUAUUAUAAAAACAAAAGUGAAUAAACCAAGCGUUAAGAAUAAAAAGAUUAUUAACAGAAGAAAAGACAUUUCAAUACCAGUCGGGAAUAAGGCAGGAAAGAAAACUAUCAUAAAAACAAAAGUUAAUCAACCAAGCGUUAAGAAUAAAAAGGUUAUAAACAGAAGAAAAGACAAUAAAAUCCCAGUCGGUGAUAAGGCAGGAAAGAAAACUAUUAUAAAAACAUAUGGGAAUCAACCAAGCGUUAAGAAUGAAAAGAUUAUUAACAGAAGAAAAGACAAUUCAAUCCCAGUCGGGAAUAAGGCAGGAAAGAAUACUAUUAUAAAAACAAAAGUGAAUCAACCAAGCGUUAAGAGUAAAAAGAUUAUUAACAGAAGAAAAGACCAUUCAAUCCCAGUCGGGAAUAAGGCAGGAAAGAAAACUAUCAUAAAAUCAAAAGUGAAUCAACCAAGCGUUAAGGAUAACACGAUCGUUAACAGAAGAAAAGACAAUUCAAUCCCAGUUGGGAAUAAGGCAGGAAAGAAAGCUAUUAUAAAAACAAAAGUGAAUCAACCAAGCGUUAAGAAUGAAAAGAUUAUUAACAGAAGAAAAGACAUUUCAAUACCAGUAGGGAAUAAAUCAGAAAAGAAAACUAUCAUAAAAACAAAAGUGAAUCAACCAAGCGUUAAAAAUAAACAGAUUAAGAAUAAAUAAAAUAUUAACAGAAGAAAAGACAUUUCAAUACCAGUAGGGAAUAAAUCAGAAAAGAAAACUAUUAUAAAAACAAAAGUGAAUCAACCAAGCGUUAAGAAUUAAAAGAUUAUUAACAGAAGAAAAGACAAUUCAAUCCCAGUCGGGAAUAAGGCAGGAAAGAAAAAAAGAAUAAAAAGAUUUCGGUAUUAUGGUACAAAAGGUAACUGGUAACGGUUGCGAUUGAAGGAAAAAUGUGUUUAGCUCACCUGAUUGCUCAGGUGAGCUUUUGUGACCAGUCUUUGUCCGUCGUCUGUCCGUCCACAUUUGUUUGUAAACACUCUAGAAGCCACAUUUAUUGUCCGAUCUUCAUGAAACUUGGUCAGAAGCUUCGUCCCAAUGAAAUAUCGGUCGAGUUGGAAACUGGGUCGUACCGGGUUAAAAACUAGGUCACUAGGUCAAAAAAGGAAAAAACUUGUAAACACUGUAGAAGUCGCAUUUCCUGCCCAAUCUUCAUGUAACUUUGUCAAAAUGUUUGUCUAAAUGAUAUGUUGGUUGAGUUCAAAAGUGGUUCCGGUCCGUUGAAAAACAUGGCCGCCAGUGGGGGGGGGGCAGUUUUCCUUAUUUGGCAAUUUUUGCCCAAUCAUCAUGAAAGAUGGUCAAAACAUUUGUUUUAUUGAUUUCUCGGACGAGUUCGAAUUGGUCCAGAUCGGUGAAAAAACAUGACCGCCAGUGGGCGGGGCAUUUUUCUCUAUAUGUAUAUAGUGAAAAUAUGUGAACACUCUAGAAGGCACAUUUUUCGCCCAAUUUUCAUGAAAUUUGGUCAGAACAUUUGUUUCCUUGAUAUGAGAGUUGAGUUCGAAAAUGGAUCCGGUCCGUUGAAAAACAUGGUUGCCAGGGGGACGGGAAAGUUUUCCUUAUAUUCAUAUAGUAAAAAGGCAUGUAAACAAUCACGAAUUAAGGUCAUGUUACAUGCGAGACAACUCUUCAAAUACUGCAUUUAAGUUUACAGUAUUUACUCCCCUUUGACUAUUAAUGUUUUCAUAAUAAUACAGUGUCUUUUCGAGAGAGCACAUUUCUUUUCCGAUCUUCAUGAAACUUGGUCAGAAGCUUUGUCCCAUCGAUAUCUCGGUCGAAUUCGAUACUGGGUCAUGCCGGGUCAAAAACUAGGUCACUAGGUCAAAAAAAGAAAAACCUUGUAAACACUGUAGAAGUCAGAUUUCAUGUCCAAUCUUCAUGAAACUUUGUCAAAAUGUUUGUCUUAAUGAUAUGUUGGUUGAGUUCAAAAGUGGUUCUGGUCUGUUGAAAAACAUAGCCGCCAGUGGGCGGGGCAGUUUUCCUUAUUUGGCUAUAGAGAUACCUUGUAAACACUAUGGGCCACAUUUUUUGUCCGAUCUUCAUGAAACUUGGUCAGAAGAUUUGUCCAAAUGAUAUCUCGAUGGAGCUGGAAACUGGGUCAUGCUGGGUCAAAAACUAGGUCACUAGGUAAAAAGAGAAAAACCUUGUCAACACUGUAGAAGUCACAUUUCAUGCCCAAUCUUCAUGUAACUUUGUCAAAAUGUUUGUCUUAAUGAUAUAUUGGUUGAGUUCACAAGUGGUUCUGGUACGUUGAAAAACAUGGCCGCCAGUGGGCGGGGCAGUUUACCUGAUUUGGCUAUAGAGAAACAUUGUAAACACACUAGAAGUCCGAUUUUUGCCCAAUCAUCUUUAAAGUUGGAAAAAACAUUGGUUUUAUUGAUAUCUCGGACGAGUUCGAAAAUGGUCCAGAUCGGUAAAAAACAUGGCCGCCAGUUGGCGGGGCAUUUUUCUGUAUAUGUAUAUAGUAAAAACAUGUGAACACUCUAGAAGUCACAUUUUUGGCCCAAUUUUCAUGAAAUUUGGUCAGAACAUUUGUUUUCCUGAUACGAGAGUCGAGUUAAAAAAUGGUUCCGGUCAGUUGAAUAACAUGGCUGCGGGGGGGGGGGGGGCAGUUUUCUUAUAUUUAUAUAGUAAAAAAGCUUGUGGACACUCUAGAAGUCACAUUUUUUGCCCAAUCGUCAUGAAACUUGGUGAAACGAUUGGUAUAUAUAUAUAUAUCAGAUGAGUUCGCAAAUGGUCCCGAUCGGUAAAAAACAUGGCCGCCGGGGGGGGGGGGGCAGUUUUCCUAAUGUGACUACAGAGAAACCUUGUGAUCGAACAGUAUAGAAGUCUCAUUUUUUGCCUUAUCAUCGUUAAACUUAGUCAAUACAUUAGUUUUAUUGAUUUCUCGGACAAGUUGGAAAAUGGCUCAGAUCGGUGAAACACACUUUUUAGCUCACCUGAUUGCCCAGGUUUUAGAAUUGGUCUUUGUCUGCCGUCUGUUUGUCCACAUUUGGUUUGUAAACACUCUAGCAUUCACACUUCUCAAGCAUUCUUUUGAAAGUUGCUGAAAGAUCUCAGUCAAGUUUGAUAAUGAGCAAAAUCACAUAAUUAAUGCCAUAGUUAUUGACCUUAGAUUGUCCAAAUUUUCAUUAUAUUAUACAAAAUCCUUGUAAACACUCUAGAGGUCACAAUUUUGUUUCAGAUUUUAUGAAUCUUGGUCAAAAUAUUAAUUUUUUUAAGCAAAGUUUGAUGUUUGGUAAGGGGGGUCAACUCAAAAUAUAGGUCACCAGGUAAAAUCUUACCAAAAAAAACCAAAACACUCCAUACGCCAGAGUUUUGGUUCAAUAAUGAUGAAACCUGACCAGGAUGUUUGUCUGGACAAUAUAUAGGUCAAGUUUGGCGUUUGGUAAAGGUCAAAUGAACCGACACCACUCAGGUGAGCGAACUAGGGCCAUCUUGGCCCUCUUGUUUAAAAAACGUACGAAAGGGGAAUGCCAAAAAAGUUGUGAAUAAAUGUAUAAAGAUAAUUAACAGAAGACUAGACAAUUUAAACCAAGUUGGUAACAAGACAAGCAGGGUCACUAAAAAAAACGAUCAACAUACUAAUUUGUCUGGAAAACCUUGAAAGGUAUGGCUUGUAUAAUCAGGGUUGAAUUUUUUAACGUUGUUUCAGGCACCUUUUUAUUUCCGAGUUUUAAUUUCAUGUCCAGCAUAUAAUAUAUUCCCUUAUCUCUUCACAAAAUAAGUUCAAUGUUUACCUUAUAAUGAGAUGAUAUUUUGGGUUAUUUUUGUCACCAAGUAUACGUCGUUAGUUUUGUAUGCUUUAUUUUUAGAUCUUCAAUUGAAACGAGCCUGUAUUCGCAUGUCGUUUUAAUUUGAUGUAACAAAUACAGCAUGGCAAGUGAAGAGAUGAAUGUUCAUUUUAUUUACUUUUGUACCUGAUUAAUUAUCUGUUAUCUAAAAAAAAAUCAUUGUGUGAAAAUUACAUUGUAGCGGUCGUUUGCCGGAUAAUAUCGAGUUAAUUGUAUAUAAGUGUAUAUAAAAUAAAGCUUUUACAUUCCAUUUAAUAAAGAAAGUUUACAUUAUUAAAAAUUGCAAGAUGUUUCCAUAAUAUGCCCACCCGGUUUUCAAAAGUGUAGAUAUUAAUAGAAUAUUCACGUCCUUCACAUUGAAAUUAAAGACAUAAUCAUAAACUCUCAAUUUUCAAGGAAAUCAGAGCAUGUGAUAGUUUGAUGAUUUUAUCUGUUCAUGUUUGUUAUUUGUAUGUUAUGGAAUUACGUUUUUGUUUGAAUACAACCUAAUAUAAA